Sinocyclocheilus grahami is the source of this 1139-nucleotide messenger RNA. RefSeq names its product protein FRG1-like. The record is from RefSeq and is a predicted model, not a curated record. Gene Ontology annotation, cellular component: striated muscle dense body; nucleolus; catalytic step 2 spliceosome. The transcript is spliced from 8 exons. NCBI's taxonomy places the organism in Eukaryota, Metazoa, Chordata, Actinopteri, Cypriniformes, Cyprinidae. Gene Ontology annotation, molecular function: actin filament binding. The coding region runs from base 16 to 765 and encodes 249 amino acids.
UAUGAUAAUAUCAGAAUGAUUUGCGAUCAUUUAUGGCCUGCGACUUCCAAAUUGUGCAGAAGGAAGAAAAAGAACAAGGACAAAAAGAGAAAACGAGAUGAUGAAGACAAGCUGGAUAUCGUUGGAGGAUGGUGGACAGUGAAGAGUUUCGGUGAGAUCACAGGCACAGUGGCUAUUGAGAUGCACAAAAAGUCCUUCAUUCAUGCGCUGGACACUGGCCUCUUCACUGUAGGAGCUCCACAUAAAGACGAUGAAGGCCCAGAUCCUCCAGAGCAGUUCACUGCCAUCAGAGUCUCAGAUUCCAGGAUAGCGCUGAAGUCAGGCUAUGGGAAGUAUUUAGGUUUAAACUCCGAGGGUGUUGUGGUUGGUCGAUCGGAUGCCAUCGGGUCCAGAGAGCAGUGGGAACCAGUGUUUCAGGAUGGUAAAAUGGCCUUACUUGCUGCAAACAGCUGUUUCAUCUCGUACAGUGAGAGCGGAGACAUAGUGGCCAAAAACAAGACAGCGGGAGAGGAGGAGAUAAUCAAGAUCCGUUCAUGCACAGAAAGAGAGGUGAAGAGGAAAGACGAUAUUGCAGAUGAAGACAGGGGUGAUGUCAAGAACUGUGAGGUCAACUACGUGAAGAAGUUCCAGAGUUUUCAGGAUCGGAAGCUGAGGGUGAAUGAGGAAGACAGCGGUACGCUGAAAAAAGCCAGAACAGAAGGAAAAUUCCAUGAGGCCCUGCUGGACAGGAGAGCCAAGAUGAAGGCUGACAGAUACUGCAAGUGAAACCAGAAGUGUUUUUUUCCCUUCCUCACCAUUAUAAUUUUACAUAGUCAUGGAAUCUCUGCCUUUUUUUGUAAUAAACCUAGUCACUUCACAAGAAAAUCUUUUGUUGUUGUUGUUUUUAAAUAGCCUAUCAAUUAUAUUGUUACAGUAAUUUGUUAAAUUACAGUCAUUUGUUUAAUAUUGGAUUGUACAUUUGAUUGCUUUCCCAAAUUAAAUGGAUUGUAAACUCAAUCUCAAUUGCAUUAUUAUCCAAUUUUCUGUUGCAUACAAAGAAAAGAACGAUUAAUCUAUGGAAAACGUGGUUCCUUAAUGUUUCUGACUGAAGUCAAUUAGUGUUGAUGUGGGGUCAUUUUGUGGGGUUUUAAUAUUUAUGU